Molecule: messenger RNA, 7595 nt
Organism: Trichoplusia ni (cabbage looper)
Lineage: Eukaryota; Metazoa; Arthropoda; Insecta; Lepidoptera; Noctuidae
Gene: PH
Product: polyhomeotic-proximal chromatin protein-like
Exons: 28
Coding region: 256-4452 (1398 amino acids)
Molecular function (GO): protein binding
Source: RefSeq, a predicted model, not a curated record
GGCGCGCCGGUAGCGCGCGCACAUUACACAGCCGCAGUCGUGUUUCGCCAUUCGAAAAGAAGGUUAUUGUUACAAUGACACGGGCACCGGACUAUCGAUAAAGUGUGUUUGUAUGUCGUUUUCGUCGAUAAUAAGUGUUGUGUUUACUUUCACCCGUGCGAAUGUCUCGAUCCUCACCUUUUCGUUUGUUUUUUCUUUUAAUCAUUGCCGCAUGGGACGGCGCUUACGUUUCAGUUAACCUUUUAUUUUGAAACGAUGGAACGUUGUUCUUAUGGUUUUUACACCAAAAGGUCUGAAAUCCUCGACAACAUACAAAAGAAAAAAGAUCAGGACAAAGAACCGCAAAGUCCUAGUUACCAGCAGCAACUCAAACCUGGUGACAAAACUCUGCAUAGCACUGACGGGUCCAACGCCAAUGUUUCGGUGACGCAGCAUGUACCAGCUCAGCAGUUGCUCUCUCCCACACACACGUUGGGACCACCUGUACAGUCCAAGGAAGAAUCAAAAGACAAAACAAUAAAAGUCGCGAACUCGACUACAAUCACAUUAAUAGAAAACGGUAACAUCAACGGCGAGAAAGAUAAGGACAAUACCUACCACAAGAACUAUUUCACGUUAGAACCUAAAAAUGAAAAGAAAGAUGAUUGUAAUAAAAACAGUAUUACGAUAACAAAGACUGUGCCGAAGCAGUCACAGGGUAGCAGUCAGGCGGAGAAAACAAAAAAUCAAGUAAAGCCGGCGAAGAGGCCGCUCCAGUACUUGGAGACCCUUGCCGAGAAGGCUGGCAUUACUUUCGAAGAUAAGUACGAAGCGGCGAACACAUUAUUGGCGUUAGAUAAACAGAACACCACAGCCCGAAGGCUACCUGAUUUAAAAGCUCCAAAAUCAGAACCUGAUAAUCACAAUCAAUCCGACGAAUAUCGAUUUAGAAAUCAACAAAAAGAAGAAGAUGACAAGUUACAGAUCCAGCAGCAGAUAAUCCAGCAGCAGCAGCAGCAGCAACUGCAACAGUUGCAGCAACAGCAGCUCCAGCAGUUGCAGCAACAGCAGGCGCUACAGCAGGCGUUGCAGCGACAGCACCAGCAAGUGAUACAACAGCAUAUUAAGAACCAGCAGGAUCAGCAGGAGUUGUUGCAGAAGCAAUACCAGCAGCAGCAACAACAGCAGCAACAACAGCAGCAGCAACAGCAGCAACAGCAGCAGCAGCAGCAGCAGCAGCAGCAGCAGCAGCAACAACAACAACAGCAGCAGCAAAAAUCUGAGUUAUUGCAAGUUUCGCAGCAGUCGGAUCAACAACAGCAGCAACAGAAGUUUUUGCAGCCGCUACAUACGCAACAAUUCAACGUACCUGGCAUCGGUGAGAUUAACCUAAGUUUCCUGGCGUCGCCGCAGAGCAACGUCAACCUGCUGUUCGACAAGAACUCGAAGACCGGCAUGAGCGGAGAGAUUAAAUCACAACAAAUAGUAGACGGUCAAUCUCAAGUAGUUCAGCAGCAGAUGAGCAUGGCCCAGCACGAGCCAUCGCAGCAGCACCACCAGACAGUCACGGUCGUGUCCUCGAUGCCCAGCAGCAUGGCGCCGCACCAGCCGCAAGCAGGAGGUGCUAUUCAGCAGCAAGCAGGGAGCAUCUCUACGAUGCCGCCGCUACAGAGCCUGCCGCCUAACACCCAGCACCCGCAACAAAUCAGUGCGGAAUGGGGCCACAGUCGCGUGCAGGUGAUCCAGCAGCCCUUGCAGAACAGCACGUAUCUGCAGCAGCUGUACAACGCCCAGGGUCCUCUGCUGAUGCCUGGCAACAUCGCCCUGCACCCCGGCAUCAAUUCCCAGCAGAUUCAGGUGAUCGCCGCUGGGAAGCCGUUCCAGGGUAACCAACUGGCCCCCCACAUGCUAACCACGCAGGGCAAGCAAGUACUGCAAGGUCAAGCCGCUCCGUUCCCGGGGUACACGACAAUCCCGGCGAUCCCGACCACGCAGAACCAGACGUUCGUGUUCAGCCCUCUUGGCGUGAUCAACUCGCAGCCGAGCAUCCUGCCGGCGCACUCGCAGCCCACCGUGUCUGGCAUCGGCCAGCAAAAACAAACCGACCUGCAUAAGUGUGGCGGCAAGGUGACGGGGAACAAGGUAGCGGGGUCGGGUGCGGGCGGCGCGCAGACUGUGCCGGUGCAGGCACAGUGCGUGCAGGUCUCGCAGCCGGUGCUGGGCGCGCAACAGCCCACGCAGGCACAGAUCAUCAGCCCGUUGCAGACUGGCGGGCAGACGAUGCAGUUCGCUCCGUGGCAGAUAUCGGGGGCCCUGCCGCAGGUGUGGGCGGGGGGCUUGCAGGCCGGGACCCUGCCAGCGGGGGGACUCCUGGCUCCCAACCCCAUCUUCAUCAGGGGUACGCAGCCCGACGCUCCGCCGUCCAUGUUCAUACAACACUCGCCGCAAAAUAACGUCCAGCAUACCAAUGUCAGCGUGGCGUGUGCUACGGGGACCACGGCGAAGCCUCGAGCCUCGACCGACGGCAUGUCGAAGGCUCCACGACCGCUUUCCAACAUCUUGCCAUCGAGCGGGAUAAGACCUGGACCAGCGUCGUCGGUGUCGACGCAGACCAACGCCAACCAGGCCCAGAACCAGGCCAAGCAACGCGGUAAGCUGGGCGUACGCUCGCCCGCACCCGCUGCUAAGCAAGAUGCGGCGAAUCAAACCAACAAAGCUAUGCAACAUCAAUUAAAUCAGCCGAAACAACAGCUACUUGUGAUGAAUUCGGGGCAGAUGACCCAAAUCACUAGUGUGCAAGACAAGCAACCGAUUGCUAAGAACAUGCAGCAACAGGCGCUGUUGCAGCAGCAGGCCAUGCAGGUGAAAAUUCAGCAGCAACAACAGCAGCAACAGCAACAACAGCUGAUACACCAACAGCAGCAGACACAGCAGAUGGUGCAUUAUCAGCAGCAAGGUAUGUCGCUGGGCAUGCCUCAAGGCACUCUGCCGGUGGGCUCCGUCGCUCAGACGCUACCAAUGGCAGGUAUGCCGCAGACCAUUUCGAUGGUACAGCAGAUCCAUCCAGUGAGUAUCAUGCCGUUGAGUGGCAUGGGCCAGCCUGGCACAUUAGUUGGCCAGCUGAACACCUCACAGCCGCAAAAUGCAUCACUCACACAGGUCCAAGCGCUGCAGCAACAGCCACAAACUUUGGUUGGUAGUGGCUUGGUCCAGACAUCCGUUGGCAUGACCGUGCAGCAACAGGCUGCAUUAAAUCACACCGCAUCUAUGCAAACGGUAUCAAGCAACCUGAGUUCUCCUCAGUUGACGCUCCAAGCGGCGCAAGGCACGGUGGGGCUAAUCGCGGCGCCGAUGCAGGGCUCCGUCCUGCCCCUGCAGCCGCCCACCACGCUGGUCGCCCACGUCAAGGCUGAGGAAGACAAGAAUCAGCUUACUGCACCGGCACCAGUUCUGCAGCCGAUCGCACCACAGCAACUGGUCUCGGACAGCAGCGAUGCUACGUCCACCGUGUUCAGCUCGGCAGUCACCACCGCAGCCACUGCUGACGCCUCUGUCUCCACCAGCACCUCUACUAUAGGCAACAAAUGCUCAGUAACACCCAUGGAGUCAUCCAAGUCGAGUCCUUCCAAGGCAGACAGUCAGAAUGUCCCGGCUUCAGGCGCGUCAUCGGUACCAACUAGUACCGCCCCGGUGCCCAGUAGCGCGCAGCAAACUACACCAGUUGCGCCUCAGGUGGUAACAACAGUGGCAUCGUCCACAUCGGCCUCGUCCACCAUGACAGCAUCUAUCACAGCGCCCGUGUCUUCAGGGGGGACGGCAGCACUGUUCAAAAGCACCCAGUGCACGCCCCGUCACAUGAGCCAACAAGCCGCUCAUGGUCAGUAUGACAAAGGCUUACCUAAGGCGAUGGUGAAGCCGAACAUCCUGACCCACGUCAUCGAAGGCUACGUCAUCCAGGAAGCAGGGGAACCAUUUGCAAGUAACUUGGUUCAGGUCAACCGACCACUCCGAGAUUGGCAAGCUGACAAGGAGCAGGACAAGGAGAAUAAGCUGCCUUCAUCCGACGAUGGGCCGCCACGUAAGAAGCAGAUGUUAGACCACGGCCCGAGCGUGGCUCGCAUCAGCUCCACGAACGAGAGCACCUCGGAGAACAUCACUCACGCGAAGGCGGACACGGCUGCUGUCAGCUCAGCUGACGUCACUGACACCGCCAGCGCUGACGCUGCUAAGAUACCCAACGCUAAUAAAUGGACUGUCGCGGAGGUGUGCGAUUUCAUCCGCAACAUCCCUGGGUGCGCCGGCUACGCAGACGAGUUCCUCAUGCAGGAGGUGGACGGUGAAGCUCUCCUGCUGAUCAGACCUGAGCACCUCGUGAUGGCGUUGUCCAUGAAGCUCGGGCCCGCUCUCAAGAUCGUGGCCUGCAUCGAUUCCCUGCGACCUGAGAGCGAGCAAACGACGCAUGAACAUGACUGAGAUUUGCUGUAAUUGUUCUUUAAGAACAAUUACUAAAGGUGUUUAGUAAGGCCAGUGAUAACGUCUACAAAUGUUUACUCGGCCCUUACUUCGUACACUGCACAUGUGUGUUAUAGUGACAGGACACUUAGAACUCAGUGUAGUCCGUAUUGUUGUUUAUAAAGCUCACUGUGUGUUAAUACCGGGUUAUUUGUAAAUAUUUCGACCUUAUAUCAUGAUCUUGUAAGUUUGAUAAAAUCCAGUUUUUUUUUGUUAACGAUAUAUAAUGUGCAAUAGGGAUGAUUUAAUAUUUUUUUUAUUUCAGUUAUUACUUACUUUCUAUUUUUCCCUCUCAAGUGUAAAUUGAUAAAAUAACAUUCAAAAAUGUUACUUGCGUGUGACGUCACUUAUGUGAUUCGAUAUUGUUGCGUCACAAGUUAAAGAGAGGGGCUCUUUAAUUUUAAAGCAGUUUAUCUUUGUUAAUUGUAUUGUUCAUAUAAACGCAAAAAUACUUGUCCUAUUUUAUCCAUAUUGACUAUUAUUUAAUAUUUGUUACAGCAAAGUAAAAUUAGCAGUCUGUUUCCUGUCAUAAUAUUGAUCAAAUAACCCCGUAUCGCAGCCACGUCAAUAGUACCAAAAUGUAGAAAACUUUUAAUUAGCACGUUUACUGCCAAGUUCCCAUGGUAUACGAAUGGUAUACAAGUCGCCAGUUAUUUUAUACUUGUUAAUAUACGUUUUGUAGUUUUAAGUUCGACUUUCAAAGUUUAUGCUAUUCAUAUAAUUUAUAUUGCUUGUAUUAUAUUGCCGUUUACAGAUAUAUAGGUACAUGACAUUAAGAUUUUAUUUUUAUGAGUAGAAUAGGCGCUUGUGUAUCACAUCUGCAGUCAACGUGUUAAUUAUCAAACUUGUUGUUUAGACAUGUUGAGUUUCUGUUGUAAGUCUUUUUGUUUAAUGUAAGGUAGUAGUUUUUGAGUGUCAAAUUUCCAUCUGCCCUCGCUUAUUCACGUUAGCUCUUCAGACUAGGCAACGUUACGUAAUAGUCUUAUGUUUUAUUCGUCUCCCACUCUAUAACAUUACUCGUAAUUACGCCAGAUACCUUAACGUAUUCAACCAAUUCGGAUAAUGUUGUGGUGCUUAGGACAAAUGUCGAAAGUUCCGCCUAUUUAGUGUUAAGUAUUACUUAUUUAAACACGUACUUAGUCAUUAAUUACUUUGUCUCUCUUUCCCCAUAACUAUUGGUUACCUAAAUUUUCCUUCUUACGGCAAUGAAUUAAAUUCUCAUUCAUUUAAAUUGGCACAAAUUAACUACUAACAAUCGAUGUUGUAAUGAAUUUAUACGAUCGAUAAAAUUUAAUGAUUUUUAAUAACAAAAAGUUUUCAACGUAUAAAUUUAAUAAAUGUGUUUGAUAAUCGACGAUCAAUUUUAUAUCAAAGUAAUUUAAUGUGUAGAUGUAUUAUAAGUGUAGCUAGAUGGAGAUGUUUAGGCACGCGAUCGACGACAGAAGUGUGGAAGCGUGUUGCUGAUGAACGGCAAUUUCCCUUUAAAAGGCCAUGUUGGGCUCCUAGAAUAACAUCAAAUUCAUAUACAAAUAAUCGCAUUGAUUCAAAUUAUUUGGGGCCAUACAAGUACUCUGUUUUCGCAUAUCUGUCACACACACUUAUGUUGUAUUAAUUCUCGAUCCCAUGCCUAAUCCUCGUUCCAAAUAUAUUGUAGAUUUCGUAUAUCGGAUGUCGAAACUGUUGUAAAACAUUUAUACAUCGUACCCUUAGGGUACAUAGAGCAUAGUUUAUGUAUAGGUAUAUUAGUUGAGUUAUAUUAACGAUAUUAUUAGGAUUAUAUAGAUGUUCACGCAUAGACCAGGCAAAUUUGAGAUGCAAUCACUUUUUAGUCAUACAGCUUUGUGAUUUAGAUUCCGGUGUUUGAAUUCUAUCAAAAUGCAUACACGUAGAUUCGAUAACAUAGUUUCCUUUCUAAUAAUAGUAUAGUAUUUUAAAUUCUGAUUGAUGUUAAUAUUUAUAAUCGUAGGACAUGUUGUCGUUUUUGAUGUCAUUAUCACAUUUCUACAUACAACGUUUACAAAUACAAUUGUAUGCUCCUCUGGUCUGUGUUAUAAGAUUGAAUAACAAUAUGUUGUUGUGAUCCCUAUCCAUUAUAUAGUCAUUAAUGAUCAGUGCAAUUUAUAAUGCGAAUUUUGUUUGUGUAUAUUAGUUCGUUAGUCAGUGUGUUGCUUGUUCACCAAUUAUUGCAGAUUCACUUCUCUCAGCUUACUCAUGGUGCUACUUAGUUGUAUUUAUGUGGCUAAAGUAUAUCUUUCUUUGUUAAAACUUCCGCGCCUCUGUAAAUAGUGUAACAUACGCAUACGAAUCGAUACAUCGAUUUGCUAAAUAUGAUAUAAUUUAUAAUGGUUUUUAGUUGUAAGGACAGAUUGUUGAGUGUAUUCACGCUGGACAAGAUUUUCGAAGUUUUUUCUUAGAUUUUUAGCACUGUGUUGCAUCUGUAUAUAAUAUGAACUUAGUAAGACUCUCAGUCAGGUCAGUAAUAUCAAAUAUUAACUCCUUAAUCUUUUAAACUGGAAACAUAAGUAGCAGUAACUAGCAGCACUUUGAAAACAUCGUUUAGAAUAGUUUCGCAAUUUAUCUAUGUGUAAUGAAAUGUUUUGGUGUUUCACACUCGUAUUAAGGGAAAUUAUAUAAUAGUCGUAGACUUAGUAGUUAGUGUUGUAUUAUAUUAGUCCGAGUUCAUACCAGCAAGGCACUGCGCAUCCCAGUGACAAGAUGUCACGUCUAAUAAAAUGUACGCGUCGGUAGAACAGUGUUGUAGUUUAAUUAGUGUUAAAUUUUGUCUAUAUGUGUAAUUUAAAAUUAAUUCUUGUAUACAUAAUAUCGAACAGUCGGCUUGAGCACUGCCAUGAGGUAACCUGUACAUUUGUGUAGUCAUGCGGUUAUUACUACAGUUAGGGAAUUAUAACUACACUUUAAGAUCUAGCGGAUGUAUAAACAUUUAAUUUAAUAUGAAUUAUGCUUAGUUUGGUAUUUGUAUGUAUUGAUAAUGUGACUACACACCUUUACAAUAAGUAAUUAGAGAGUUUAUGUCCAACACGCUGCUCAAAUCGGUGCAGAAGCUAAUUUCUUGAUAAAUAGAAAAAUAAAGCAAAUGAGACUGA